This is a messenger RNA of Cynara cardunculus var. scolymus (artichoke), 2928 nucleotides long. Its product is annotated as TOM1-like protein 9. NCBI's taxonomy places the organism in Eukaryota, Viridiplantae, Streptophyta, Magnoliopsida, Asterales, Asteraceae. Gene Ontology annotation, molecular function: phosphatidylinositol binding; ubiquitin binding. Gene Ontology annotation, biological process: protein transport to vacuole involved in ubiquitin-dependent protein catabolic process via the multivesicular body sorting pathway. The record is from RefSeq and is a predicted model, not a curated record. The transcript is spliced from 11 exons. Bases 163 to 2928 code for a protein of 921 amino acids.
ACCAAACGGUUACCAAAAAAGGCGGGAUAAGAAACGAGGAUUAGGCUUGACCGUUUGAUCGUUUUCUUUUUUACUUUUUUGAAUAUUUGGUUUUAUCGUUUUCUGAAUUACGGAUGGCUUGACAUCCAAUCGACGCCGGUGAAUUCAGCUCUAUCGACAAAAAUGGUGAAUCCUUUAGUUGAAAGAGCCACAAGCGACAUGCUUGUUGGUCCUGAUUGGUCGAUGAACAUUGGUAUCUGUGAUUCAUGCAAUCGCGACCCUGGGCAAGCAAAGGAUGUGGUUAAAGGAAUAAAAAAGCGUCUUGGAAGCAAGAAUGUUAAAGUUCAACUUCUUGCUUUAACACUAUUGGAAACAAUUGUUAAGAACUGCGGAGAUUUGGUCCAUAAGCAUGUAGCUGAGAGAGAUUUGCUCCGUGACAUGGUUAAAAUAGUGAAGAAAAAGCCGGAUUUUCACGUAAAAGAGAAGAUUCUAAUUCUUAUUGAUACUUGGCAAGAAGCUUUUGGAGGGGCAAGGGCAAGGUAUCCACAGUACUAUGCAGCAUACAAUGAGUUAUUGCAUCUAGGAGUAUUAUUUCCUAAAAGAACUGAGAGAUCACCGCCUGUGUUUACACCUCUACAAACACAACCUCUUAUGCGUAAUCCACAAAAUGGGAAUGAUGCAGUUGAAUCUUCUGCAGACGCUGAGGUUUCAAACUUGAGCAUGACAGAAAUCCAUAAUGUACGUGGUAUCAUAGAUGUCCUUGCAGAAAUGCUAAUUGCGGUUGAUCCAACGAGGAAAGAGGGGCUUCGACAAGAGGUGGUUGUAGACUUGGUGCUACAAUGUCGUACAUACAAGAAAAGAGUGGUACAACUUGUUAACUCAACUUCGGAUGAAUCACUUCUAUGUGAAGGAUUGGCUUUGAAUGAUGAGCUUCAGAGAGUGCUAGAUAAACAUGAAGCACUUGUUUCAAGAGCUUCUGCUCCAUCACAGAAGUUGAGAGUCGUAGCUAAAAAUGAAGCACUUGUUUCAGGAGUUUCUGUUCCAUCAGAGAAGUUGGAGCCCAAAACUAGUCAAUUAGCAUUGGUACCUGUGGAUGCUCCUUUUAUUGAUACGAGAGAGAGGCGAAUUCCUGGAUCUACCGUUGGUGCUUGUGAUGGUGAAGAGACUAAAUUUCUUACUCCUACUACAACUAGUGGACCUUCGACAACUUCAGUGAAGGUCAAUCCCAUGUUUGACCUUCUAAGUGGAGAUGAUUUUAGCAUACCAAUUGCUGAAAAUUUCCUAGCUAUUGUGCCAUUGGAUGAAACUCAGCCUGCUACUCCUGUAUCUCGGCAGAAUUUGGUGUCCCAAAAUAGCAAACCGCAAAAUCUUGCACAAGAACAAACAAAUUCUUCGUCACCUCAAUGUCAACAUGAUUCUUCCAAGCAAACCUCUUUUAAACUAAAUGGAAGCUUACCCAAUUAUGAGCCAAUGUCCCAGAACACACAAGGAUCUAUUCCAGCAGCUGGACAGACAUAUUCUGCUCCACCUAAAUUUAGAGAGUCCCAACAAUUUCCAUCACAACAGACCUCAUUUCAACUAAAUGGGAGCAUACACAAUAAGAUUACACCCCGAUACGAGCCAGUGGCUUUGUAUACACAAGUCUCCAAUCCUGCAGCUAGACAAAGAUUUUCUUCUUUACCUCAACUAGAGCAAUCGCAACAUGUUCCAUCUCAGCAGCCCUCGUUCGGUCCAAAUGGAAGUGUUUCUGUCAUACUUUCACCUCAAUAUGAGCCACGGUCCCAAUACACGCAAGGGUCGAGCCCUACAGCUGAGCAAACAUAUUCUUCUUCACCUCAUUGUCAACAUUUUCUAACUCAGCCGCCAACGCUUAAUCCAAAUGGAAGUUUAGCCGGCAUUGUUCCACUUCAUUCUGAGCCAACAUCUCCAUGCUCACAAGAGUCUAAUCCUGCAUGGAAUGGUCAUACUCCUCAACAGAAGCAGCCAUCUUCACCUGUUUAUGGUGCUCAAACAAGGAAUGGAGGACUACCACCACCACCCUGGGAAACACAGUCAGAAGACAGCAACCAAUUAGGAGGCAUGCACUACCCAACUCCGGGAAACGACAAUAAUCAGCCAAUGGGAAAGUAUAUGCAGCAACAAAUCACAGGGGGAUGUCUGCCACCCAUGAGCCACCAUCUCCAACAACAUAUUACAAGCGGCAGUCCUCCACCGAUGAGCCACCAGAUAAUCCAUCCCCAACAACAUAUUACAGGCGGCAGUCCAUCACCCAUGAGCCACCAGGCAAUCCAUCCACAACAACAUAUCACAGGUGGCAAUCUGCCACCCAUGAGCCACCAGGCAAUCCAUCCUCAACAACAUAUUACAGGAAACCCUCUAUCACCCAUGAGCCACAAGGCGACAAUCAAUCCAGCUCAACAACAAAUCACAGGUGGCCCUCCAUUACCCAUGAACCACAAGGCAAUCCAUCCAGCUCAACAGCAAAUUACAGGUGGCCCUCCAUCACCCAUGAUCCAACAGGCAAUCCAUCUUGAACAAAUUCCUCAACAACAGUUUCGAGGACAGCACACUAUGGGUGUGAUCCCACACUAUCAUAUGGCUUAUAUGUAUCCUCAACAAAUGUAUGGUGAUCCCUAUGGCUAUGGUGGUGGCUACAGGUAUAGUUAUGGGUACACACAACCACAACAUGCUCACUUCCUCGAUCAUAGAAUGUCAUGGUUGCCUGUGAGAGAUGAUGGUUUCUUGAACAGCACAGUUUAUGUCAACCCUUCUACAUCAAAUGCAUCAGAUGUGCAUAUGCCAUCUCCAAACCCUCUAAAUCCAGAGGACAAACUAUUCCAAGACCUUCUUGAUGUAACCAAUAAAACUACUGGAAUCAUAGCAAAAUUUGAGAUCAAGUGGUGGCUUUCAUUUGAUUAUUUGCACUUGCGCUUAGUUGACUACUUGUAG